Messenger RNA from Miscanthus lutarioriparius, 2112 nucleotides. The record is from the annotation of a GenBank genome assembly. Lineage: Eukaryota; Viridiplantae; Streptophyta; Magnoliopsida; Poales; Poaceae.
AUGGACCCGUCCUCUCCGAAGGCGGCAUCUGGGCCAAGUGGCCACGGCGAUGAAACCCACCACCGGAGCCAUGGUUCGGGGGUCGUCUAUACCCUCGAACCACCUCCGGUCAACGGUACGAAGCUUGGAUCCCUUACUGCUCCUACUCAUACUCCUACGGGCUUUGAAUUCUGUCAUCAUGCUUCCUGUGGUACUUGUUCCCAUAUGAGUACAGCUAUGCCUCAAUUAGAUUUUCCCAAGUUUGAUGGUACUAGUCCCAAAUUAUGGAUCAAACGUUGUGACACUUACUUUGAUCUAUAUGGUAUUCCUGUUGAGAAUUGGGUUAAGCUUGCUACUAUCAAUUUCUCUGGUCCUGCCGCAUUCUGGAUGCAGACCAUUGAAAUAAACCUGAAACAAUGCACUUGGGAUCAGAUCUGUAAACUGGUAGUUGAGCGUUUUGACAGAUAUCAGUUCAAUCACUUCAUCCGUCAAUUUUUCCAUACCAAGCAAACUGGCACUGUCUUAGAAUACAUAACCCUUUUUUAUGACCUUAUGCAUCAGCUCCUUGCUCAUGAUCCUUUAGUGAACCCUGCUAUUCUGACUAGCAAGUUUAUUGAUGACCUUAAACCUGAAAUUCGAGCUGUUGUCUUUUUACACCGCCCCAAAGAUUUAGAUACUGUGAGUUCCCUUGCCAUUUUGCAGGAAGAGGUGUUAUCUGGACCAGCUGUUGGUGAUUUUAAACGGCUGAGCAAUUAUUCUUCUCAAAAGAAUACUACCAAGUUUGCUACUGUUACUGGGGGACAUGCUGUUCCACCGGGCAAGACUGGGCCACCAGACCCUACUAAGGAGCACAACACUAAACCUGAUGAGAAGCUUUCAGCAUUGAUGACUUAUCGCAAGGCUCGGGGUUUAUGUUUCAAGUGUGGGGGAAAAUGGGGUCCUCAGCACAAAUGCCCCGCAACAGUACCCCUUAAUAUGAUUGAAGAGGUCUGGAAUCUGAUUGCAGAAGCUGAAGACAGUUCACACUCUGCUCCUUCUAACUCUGAUGAUGACGAGUUAAUGGCACUUUCUCCUCAGGCAGCUCAAGGUACUCAUGCAGCUAAUACUUUGAAAUUGCACGCUUACAUUCAACAAAAGCAGUCCAUUAUUUUGGUGGACUCUGGUAGCUCUCAUAAUUUUAUUAGUGAGCGCCUUGCAUCUCAGUUGCAACCUUGGACUCCUAUGCCUCAUCUAAUGACUGUGAAAGUUGCUGAUGGAUCUAUAUUAGUUGCACUCAUGAAAUUAUCAACUGUUACUGGUCUGCUCAGGGUGUUCUAUUCACCACCACUUUUAAGAUUCUACCUCUCCAAUGUUAUGAUGCCAUAUUGGGGCAUUCAGGAGGAUUUUUUCAAGAUUCCUGAGGUUACUGUCAAUCAGUUAUCUGCUAUGGAAAAGGAUGAAGCCAUUUGGGGUGCAGUCGCAGUGUACUCUGUGGAUAGUUCAUCAACUGUAGUUGAUACCCCACUUCCUGCUGAGAUUUUGGAACUGGUAGAUCAAUUUCAUGAUCUUUUGGUGAACCUUCUGGUGUACCUCCUUCAAGGUCUCUCACUCAUUCUAUUCCAUUGGUUCCUGCAUACUCCAUUUGAAGUACUGUAUGGUCAUCACCCACGCCAUUUUGGUAUUGACCCUGAUCAAGAUUGCCAAGUUCCAGAACUGGAUAAUUGGUUGGAGCAGCGCCAAACUAUUACUGCCUUAUUGCAAGAGCAACUACUGAGAGCUCAGCAGAGGAUGAAAGCACAAGCUGACAAGCAUAGGACUGAAAGAUCUUUUGCAGUGGGUGAUAAGGUUUGGUUGAAAUUUCAACCGUAUGCACAAGGCUCUGUUGCUUCCAGAGUCAGUCCUAAAUUGGCUUACAGAUAUUUUGGGCCUUAUGAGGUAGAAUCCAAGAUCAAUGAGGUGGCUUUCAAGAUCAAGCUUCCUCCAACUUCUUCUAUACACCCAGUUUUUCAUGUGUCAUUGCUCAAACCUGUCAAAGGUACUGCUCCGACUGCCUUCGGACAUCCCUUCUAUGCAGUCUCCAGAAAUGGUAUUGGAUCGUCGUGCCUGCUCCAAGAACAAUCGCCUUUACCAUCAACUGCUUGUCAAGUGGUGUGA